AUGACAUCUCCGCAAAGCUCGGCCCCGGAUAGGCUCAAAACCUGGCACGAUGGAACCGAACAUCUCGCCAUCAAUGACACACCGACGCGCAGGAUCUUGACCCGCCUCGCCGUCCGCCUCACCACUCUCCUACGCCCCAAGUCCCGCAACGGGGCCUGCAUCUUCGUGUCCAAAAACAUGGUGGUCAAGAUGGGCUUCCGCGUGCACCUGCAGGAGGCCGCGGCCAUGAGGUUCGUCGCAGAGCACGCGCCGGGCGUGCCGCUGCCCAAGGUCUACUGCGCCUUUGUGCACAAGCACCGCGCAUACAUCGUCAUGGAGCGCGUCCACGGCGAGUCGCUGGCCAAAGCCCGGACCCGCCUGGCCAAGGACCGGCGCGCGGCCGACAAGAUCUUCGGCCAGCUGCGCCGGAUCCUCGACGGGCUGCGGGCGCUGCCUCCGCCUCCUGGCGCCGGCGUGCAGAGCUGCAACGGAGGGCCCCUUCGCGAUACCCGCAUCCCGAUGGCGUUUCCCGAGUUUGGGCCCUUUCGGACGGUGCACGAUUUCCAUAGGUGGCUCCGCGAGGACUUUCAAACGUCGGAGCGCCCCGAGAACUUCCAAGGCGACGAGCAGGACUGGCUCGAUCUUGAAGAGAUGACUGCGAUGCAGGACGGACCCUGGCCGGCGCCGGUUUUCACUCACGGAGACCUUAAUCAGAGCAACAUCAUAGUCCGCGGCGACGAGGUCGUCGCCAUCAUCGACUGGGAAUUCUCUGGGUGGUACCCCGUUUAUUGGGAGUACACGUCCGCCUGGACCACACACAUCCUAAACACAGAGUGGCAGGGCGCAAUCCCCCGAUUCCUGGAGCCGCAUCCUGGAGCGCUGAAAAUGGAGCGCACUAGGCAAAGGUGGUGGGGAGAUAUUUGA
Molecule: messenger RNA, 903 nt
Organism: Gaeumannomyces tritici R3-111a-1
Lineage: Eukaryota; Fungi; Ascomycota; Sordariomycetes; Magnaporthales; Magnaporthaceae
Exons: 1
Coding region: 1-903 (300 amino acids)
Source: RefSeq, a predicted model, not a curated record